CUUGGAGAUAUUGUUGGUUUCGUUGUAGCUUGGAGAUGUCAUUGGUGUCAUCGUAGCUUGAAAACGUCAUUGGUGUCGUUGCAGCUUGAAGAUGUCAUUGGUGUCGUUGUAGCUUGGUGA
Dentiscutata erythropus is the source of this 120-nucleotide messenger RNA. The record is from the annotation of a GenBank genome assembly. NCBI's taxonomy places the organism in Eukaryota, Fungi, Glomeromycota, Glomeromycetes, Diversisporales, Gigasporaceae.